UGCUGUUCAGUUCCAGUGAGAACAUCAUCAGGGGAGGCUGUGGUAUCUCGCAUGCUUGAGAGCUGCUGCUGCUUCUUGCUGCCCACAGUCACAGAGCUCUGUGCCCUCAGGACAGGAAAUCUAGCCUGCAGCGCAAGGGAAAGACACUUGGAUUUAUCAUUUUUUACACCUUUCAGCUUUUCGGAUCACUGAAUCCCAGCUGAUUCCUCCUAUAGCACCCCUGCCGCUCUCAGACACGCGUACAUCACUGCCACUGUCCCAUUUAAGUUGCCCACCUUAUUGGGGCAUGCGCCAUUCUGUACAUUUAUGAUUUUUCUUUGCCUUUUGUGUGUUUACCACCCCAUGGUACUGGAGGACCUUGGAUGAUAUUUUUUUUUUCUCCUGAGCUUCAAGCGUUGCCAUCUGUUAUAAUUCUUCGUGGCAUCCCCCUACAAUCUCCAUCCGUGGAAGUGCACAGCCGGACAUCAGGGGUCGUGUUAGAUCCUUGUCCCCGGCUCCACGCAAGAUGUACAUCCAGGGCCCUGCAAUCUGGGCCUCCCUCCUGCUCACCUUCUGCUACGCCAGUGCAAAGGAUUCAACACCGCCGACUCCUCGCGUGCAACUCUCCUUUAGAGAACUCAAAGCUUCGGGCACUGCUCACUUCCUGAGCUUCCUGCUAAACACAACAGACUAUCGGAUUCUUCUUAAAGAUGAGGAUCAUGAUCGGAUGUAUGUGGGAAGCAAAGAUUUCAUCUUGUCCCUUGACCUUCAGGAUAUCAACCGCGAACCUCUAAUUAUUCAUUGGCCAGCAUCCCCUCAAAGGAUCGAGGAGUGUGUGUUAUCUGGGAAAGACAGUAAUGGAGAAUGCGGAAACUUUAUUCGACUGAUCCAGCCCUGGAACAGGACUCAUCUGUACGUGUGCGGCACCGGGGCCUAUAAUCCUGUGUGCACUUACAUUAACCGUGGACGCAAAGCACAGGCCUCAGACCUGAGUCAUACAGCGCCCCCAGGAGGACGAGGGAGCAGAGCUGCUGAUUCCCCGCUCAGCCCAGCACCAGCAGAGCACAAGGACUACGUGUUUUACUUGGAAACAGAUCGUCUGGAGUCUGGGAAAGGAAAAUGUGCAUACGACCCCAAACUGGACAGUGUUUCUGCACUCAUCAAUGAGGAACUGUACUCCGGAGUGUACAUAGACUUCAUGGGUACGGAUGCUGCCAUUUUCAGAGCGAUGGGCAAACAAGCAGCCAUGAGAACAGAUCAGUACAAUUCACGCUGGCUCAAUGAUCCGGCAUUUGUCCAUGUGCAGUUGAUUCCAGACAGCGCUGAGAGGAACGAUGACAAGCUGUAUUUUUUCUUCCGUGAGAAAUCUACAGAUUCACCGCACAGUCCUGCUAUAUAUUCCCGAAUUGGUCGAGUCUGCCUAAAUGAUGAUGGGGGGCACUGCUGUCUGGUUAACAAAUGGAGCACAUUUCUAAAAGCUCGGCUCAUAUGUUCGGUACCUGGAGAGGAUGGAAUUGAGACUCACUUUGAUGAAUUGCAGGACGUCUUCAUUCAACAGACUCAGGACACCAAAAACCCAGUCAUCUACGCUGUCUUCUCUUCCUCUGGGUCUGUGUUUAAAGGAUCGGCAGUGUGUGUAUACUCUAUGGCUGACAUCCGUAUGGUCUUCAAUGGGCCGUUCGCUCAUAAAGAAGGACCCAACUACCAGUGGAUGCAGUACAAUGGAAAGAUCCCCUAUCCCCGGCCUGGCACGUGUCCUGGUGGUACAUUCACACCUUCCAUGAAGUCAACUAAGGAUUAUCCAGAUGAAGUCAUAAACUUCAUGAGGACCCAUCCAGUUAUGUUCAAUCAUGUGUAUCCAGUUCACCGACAACCACUACUAGUCCGAACAAACGUCAACUACCGAUUUACCACUAUUGCUGUGGACCAAGUAGAUGCAGCUGAUGGGCGUUAUGAAGUGCUUUUCUUGGGCACAGAUCAUGGAACUGUGCAAAAGGUGAUAGUACUCCCAAAAGAUGACUUGGAGACAGAAGAACUCAUUCUUGAAGAAGUAGAGGUGUUUAAGGUACCGGCGCCCAUCAAAUCCAUGAAGAUUUCAUCCAAGAGGCAACAACUUUAUGUUUCAUCUGUUUCGGGGGUGACGCACCUAGCCCUCCAUCGCUGCGAUGUAUACGGUGAGGCGUGUGCGGAUUGCUGUCUUGCCAGGGACCCAUACUGUGCAUGGGAUGGAAAAACCUGCUCCCGAUAUUCUGCGUCCUCUAAAAGACGUAGCCGACGGCAGGAUGUAAGACAUGGAAAUCCCAUAAGGCAGUGCAGAGGAUACAACUCCAAUGUGAGUAAAAAUGGAGUGGAUGCAGUUCAGUAUGGAGUGGAAAGCAACUCUGCUUUUCUGGAGUGUCAACCGCGAUCCCCACAAGCCUCUGUGAAAUGGCUUCUACAGAAGGACAACAGUGACCGUAAGAAAGAGAUUCGCUCUGAAGGACGCUUCUUGAAGACAGAACAAGGCCUUCUCCUGCGGUCCUUACAACUUGCGGAUGCUGGAGUGUAUCACUGCACAGCUACAGAAAAUAAUUUCAAGCAUGUUGUGAUGCGCGUACGCCUCCAUGUUCUAAGUUCUGACGCAGUCACUGCUGUCCUUCUCCACCCAGAUGCCCCUAUUGGACUCUCUACCAAUCCUGCUGGUCCACCAGGGGCCUAUGAUGAUUUGGUACAACUCCUCUCCCAGCCAGAGAUGGGACUUAUCAACCAGUACUGCCAGGGAUAUUGGCGUCCAGCUGGUUCUGCCCACAGUGAUGCUAAGGACCUUCAGGACCAAAAACGAGCCAGGAACCGGAGGAAUCAUCCGCCUACUGAGGAGCUGCAGACAUGAAAUGGAACCUCUUUCUGGGACUUACUCUCCUUGUCUCCUUUUGCCCCUACACUUUGUUUCUCCUGCAGACUGUUCCCCUAUUUUAUUUUUACCCAAACUCCUUUUUUAUAUUCUAAAAAAACAAAACCAAACAAAAAAAACCAGAACAAACUAUAAAUAUAAAAAGUAUAUAUAUAUAUAAAUAUAUAGAGAGAAAGAGGGGGGCUUUGACCUACCACGGAUCUCUCAAACUUUAUUUAUUGGGGAACACACAAAUCCCCCCCACCCCAACAAGGUCUGGGGUGUCAUUUGGAGCAGAGGGAGUCUGACCUGAUUUCUGGUUAUUAUUUGGUGACAUUUUAGCAUGGUGAACAGUUAUCACUCAUCAUUCUUUACAAAGUCCUGGAGCUCAGGGUGAUCUCUGUUGCUGGAGAGAUUCAUGAAACAUUGGUGAUGCUGUUUUAAUCUUUCCAGAGCGAGUAGAACAUUGAACCUUUAGCUACCGCUGAAGACUACAGGACCAGUAGGAUAUUUCUGUGACUUAGUAAGCGCUCUGCAGACCAUCGUCCAGUGACCACUGCACCACACGUUCUGUAGAACAUUUUUCCAUUACCACUGACUUGAUAGGUUCCACUGCAGACCUAUAUUCCAAAAUAGAAUUGUCAGCAAUCAUUUUGACUCUGUGGAUAAAACAUAAACCCAUGUUAAUGAUAUUUGUUAUCUUUGUAAUGUCCAGUUCAAAAUGCAUCUAUCUCUUACCCUUCCUCCCAUAUUCUUUUUCCCUUUCGAAAUAGAUGAAAUAUGCCACAAGACUGCUUAAGGAAAGAUUACUACAAUCGUUUUAUUCUAGACUACUUUGCAAACCAAUGAUAACCAGAAAGUAGACUCCUAGCUGUUGAAGAACCGCAGUUCCCAUGUACAGCUGGGUCAGUCUCUACUUUUUGGCAACUCUUGAUAUAAGCCAACAGCAGGGCUCAAUUUGAAUACGUUUUCUGUCUGGUGACAAAUAACCACAUCAUGGGAUCUUCCAUCGUUUUUAUUUUGUUUCAGAGGAAAUAUUGAUGUAAAAUAUAUUAUUUUCAGUGGCCUACCUAAAUAUGUCUGCAAAUGUAAAAAUGUGCUGGAAAUGUACGUGUUGCAUGAGUGAGCGCUUGCACUUUAUUUAAAAAAAAACAAAAAACUAAAAGUAUGUGUUUUCUUAAAUUGGACCUGGCUUUUUCAAAGAUGGUAGUGCCAGGGUCUAGAGAAUGGGAGAAAGAGAAAGAUUUUGGGGGCAAAAUACACACAACCACAACAGACUGAUAAAUGUUAUUUUAAGCAAGUCUUCCUUUUUUAUAUAUCAGGAUUUUUGUUAUUAAGAAGAAGUGCUUUCCCAUGAUCUCUGCGCUUUCAGAGCAUAAAGAGCGCAAUGUGUGAGUGUAAUCAGAAAACUGACUUGUACAUAUCUCCUGCCUUUAAGUUUCAAUGGGUUUUUACACAUGUAUUGCAGUGCUGGAACAAGUGGGAGGCAUUUGUUCUUGUGUCUGUGGAAGAAGCAAAAUGAUUGUUUUUGCAGCUUUGUUUUAGGAACAAGGGUGAGGUUAUAGGUUGACAGAGACGUGUCCUAAUGUCUGUGUAUUAGGAGGUGUCCUGAUGUCUAAAUGAGAAGACAAUGAAAGUUAUUUUGUAAUGUCUGUGUGCUAAUGGGAAGUGAGAGUGGUGUUUUCUUCUGAAUGUGUACUUGCAGGAUCUGAGAGGUAUGUGUCCCGAUAUCUGUGUAUUAGUGGGAUGUGAGAGGUAUGUGAUCUGAUAUCUGUGUAUUAGUGGGAUGUGAGAGGUAUGUGAUCUGAUAUCUGUGUAUUAGCAGGACAUGAGAGGUAUGUGAUCUGAUAUAUGUGUAUUAGCAGAAUGUGAGAGAUAUGUGACCUGAUAUCUGUGUAUUAGCAGGACAUGAGAGGUAUGUGAUCUGAUAUAUGUGUAUUAGCAGAAUGUGAGAGGUAUAUGACCUGAUAUCUGUGUAUUAGCAGGAUGUGAGAGGUAUAUGACCUGAUAUCUGUGUAUUAGCAGGAUGUGAGAGGUAUAUGGCCUGAUAUCUGUGUAUUAGCAGGAUGUGAGAGGUAUAUGACCUGAUAUCUGUGUAUUAGCAGGACAUGAGAGGUAUGUGAUCUGAUAUCUGUGUAUUAGCAGGAUGUGAGAGAUAUGUGACCUGAUAUCUGUGUAUUAGUAGGAUGUGAGAGAUAUGUGACCUGAUAUCUGUGUAUUAGCAGGAUGUGAGAGGUAUGUGAUCUUAUAUAUGUGUAUUAGCAGGAUGUGAGAGGUAUAUGGCCUGAUAUAUGUGUAUGGUAUGUGACCUGAUGUCUAUAUAUUUAGAGAACGUGAGAGAUACAUGUCCUGAAGUCUUUGUAUUUGGAUGCAAAAUGUGGUAUGUUAUGAUGCCUCUGUAUUAGAAAGCAAUCCGAGGUAUGUAAUUAAAUUGUGUAUUUAAGAGGUGGUAAAAGGUAUGUGCCCUCAUAUUUGUGUAUGUAUAUAUAUAUAUAUAUGUUUUAGAAAUAUAUGGUACUUUUAUUCUUCUGAUAUUUUGGGUGUAAGGAAAGCUUGAGAGAUAGGGCCUAGAUAUAGGUAUGUAUCUGUUAUAAGGAUAAGAGCUUUGUUUCAUGUGGCUUUAUUCACUUAUAAGUGCAUUGACAACAAAGUCGCAACAUUUAGACCAAAAUAGUUGAAGUGGAACCAUGUCUCCAUCUCAGCCCCUAUAUGUUUGUAUGACAGAAUGUGAGAAACAUGUCUGUCACUUAUAUUAGGGUUACUAUUGUAUGGUAUGGUAUGACAUAGGGGUUUAUUAACAAAAACACCGAAUUGGAAUGAAUUGAAAGCUAGAUUUGAAAAACAAAUGCACAGACAGCUAAAUUGGCAAAAUUCUCCAACCCUGCUAUAGUCACAGCGUUCCUGUUUUAGCUUAAAUUGUGGAGUUUGCUUUUCAGUUCACGACAGUUUGCUGUUUAGUGGAUAAACCCUAUAGUUUCUUGGCAGUAAGAAGAAAGUGUGCAUUAUGGGGAUUAUGUAUAAAUAAUGGCAAUAUCGCUAAAACUAAGCAUGAUUCAUUUGGUUAUAUUUUUGCCUUUGUAUCUGUAAGGAAUGUAUAAAGAUGUAUAAAUAAACUUUAUACAUUAGGGAAAGGGGGCACAAUUGUACAUUUUUAUUCUCAUACUGCUACACAGUGCAGAUAAUGCCAGAUACAGGAUGGCGAAGGAUUGUAGUGCAAUAAAGUGAUCUGAAACUGAA
Messenger RNA from Pelobates fuscus (common spadefoot toad), 6085 nucleotides. It is a transcript of the gene SEMA3F, whose product is annotated as semaphorin 3F. Lineage: Eukaryota; Metazoa; Chordata; Amphibia; Anura; Pelobatidae. The transcript is spliced from 21 exons. Gene Ontology annotation, biological process: neural crest cell migration; negative regulation of axon extension involved in axon guidance; axon guidance. Gene Ontology annotation, cellular component: plasma membrane. Gene Ontology annotation, molecular function: semaphorin receptor binding; chemorepellent activity. Bases 506 to 2848 code for a protein of 780 amino acids. The record is from RefSeq and is a predicted model, not a curated record.